AUGUAUGACUCUAGUAGCAUUCUAAGGCAUAUUUACAACAGAUACCAAUCAAACCAUACAAUGGAUGAAGUAACACAAGCUCCAAGUUACGAAUUUUACAAGGAACGCAAACUCGCAAUCGUCGCAGCACCGUUCUCUGGCGGCCAGGGCCACGUCGGUGUGGAGAACGGCCCUAAGUAUAUUUUGAAUCAUGGUUUGCAAUCAGAUCUGGAAGAGAUGGGAUGGAAGACGUCGGUGGAAAAUCCGCUGGAUAACGAAUCCAUGGUCAAGCGUAUGCUUGCUGACACAGUCAAGGACUCAUACGGGAGGAUCAAGAAGCCCAAUCUGGUCGGCGAGGCCACGCAGUUGAUUUACCAAUCUGUAGGGAAGUGUCUCAGCGAGGAGACGUUCCCCUUGACCAUCGGCGGAGACCACUCGAUCGCGAUUGGCAGCGUGUCCGCCGUGCUGGACAAGUACCCUGACGCUGGACUGCUGUGGAUCGAUGCCCAUGCAGAUAUCAACACGUUGGAGAGCACCAACUCGGGCCAUCUGCACGGGUGCCCCGUGUCGUUUCUUCUGGGCCUCCACAAGGACAGCAGCGAGUGUCCCGAAGCCCUGAAGUGGGUGCCAGGCAAGCUAAGACCCGAGAAGAUCGCCUACAUCGGACUAAGAGACGUCGAAGCUGGCGAAAAGAAGAUUCUCAAGGACCUGGGCAUUACUGCCUUCUCGAUGUACCACGUUGACCGCUACGGGAUCAACACAGUCAUAGAAAUGGCCUUGAAGGCAGUCAGUCCCGACGGCAAAAGCCCCAUCAUGUGCUCGUACGACGUUGAUGCAGUCGACCCGCUCUUCAUGCCCGCUACUGGAACCCCGGUAAGAGGCGGACUCACUCUAAGAGAGGCCCUCUUUCUGGCCGAAAGAAUCGCUGAGACAGGGAAGCUGGUCGGACUCGACAUUGUCGAAUGUAAUCCUGCGCUUGCCGUCCACGACCUACAUGUAAUCGACACCAUAUCGGCCGGUUGUGCCAUUGCAAGAUGCGCAUUGGGCGAGACACUGCUGUGA
Torulaspora globosa is the source of this 1041-nucleotide messenger RNA. RefSeq names its product arginase (gene CAR1). The record is from RefSeq and is a predicted model, not a curated record. Lineage: Eukaryota; Fungi; Ascomycota; Saccharomycetes; Saccharomycetales; Saccharomycetaceae. Gene Ontology annotation, molecular function: arginase activity; manganese ion binding. The transcript has a single exon. The coding region runs from base 1 to 1041 and encodes 346 amino acids. Gene Ontology annotation, cellular component: cytoplasm; cytosol; nucleus.